Anopheles darlingi is the source of this 424-nucleotide messenger RNA. Its product is annotated as general odorant-binding protein 72-like. The transcript has 4 exons. The record is from RefSeq and is a predicted model, not a curated record. Gene Ontology annotation, molecular function: odorant binding; dibutyl phthalate binding. Lineage: Eukaryota; Metazoa; Arthropoda; Insecta; Diptera; Culicidae. Gene Ontology annotation, cellular component: extracellular region. Gene Ontology annotation, biological process: olfactory behavior; sensory perception of smell. The coding region runs from base 19 to 375 and encodes 118 amino acids.
CCGCAUAAGAAAUCGACCAUGGAGCAAAUGGCAAAGACCAGUGCUAUGAUGCGUUCCGUUUGCAUAGGCAAAUAUAAGGCCAGCGUGGAUCUGGUAGAUGGACUCAGCAAUGGUCAAUUCGUCGACGUGAAGGAACUCAAGUGCUAUGCGAACUGCGUUCUGGAAAUGAUGCAAGCGAUGAAGAAAGGAAAAGUAAAUGCCGACAGUGCAAUUAAGCAGAUUGAAUUGCUCAUGCCGACAGAGAUCGCCGAUCCAACGAUAAUGGCAUUUGAUCUUUGCCGUGAUUCGGCAAACGGCAUCAAGAACCACUGUGAUGCUGCCUACGUUUUGCUGCAGUGUCUGCAUAAAAACAAUCCCAAGUAUUUCUUUGCCUAAUGCCAGCUUUAGUCGCACUGCGGUCAGAUUCAACCAUAAGAGACAAAUA